Messenger RNA from Gigantopelta aegis, 2686 nucleotides. Its product is annotated as polyadenylate-binding protein 4-like. Gene Ontology annotation, molecular function: mRNA binding. The record is from RefSeq and is a predicted model, not a curated record. Lineage: Eukaryota; Metazoa; Mollusca; Gastropoda; Neomphalida; Peltospiridae. Gene Ontology annotation, cellular component: cytosol. The coding region runs from base 152 to 1891 and encodes 579 amino acids. The transcript is spliced from 11 exons.
UUUAAGAAGCAGACGACGAGAUCGAAGUUUAAGUUUAUCUACACAACACCACAGACUUGUAUGAACCAGCGACGGACGAAAACCAGAUAGUCAAAUCAAUGUUCAAGUCGAGUAGGACAACGGGCAUUCAGUUAACACACCAGAGUUGAGCAUGGCACAUGCGGCGCCCAAGAACACAAUGACUAUAGAGGUGGACAAAGGUCACGUGACGUGUCCUCUGUGUCGAAAAGUCUUCCAGGAGCCGAAGACUCUGAGCUGCCUGCACUCAUUCUGCCGGAAGUGUCUUCAGGACCACAUAAACAACGACCCUUCAUCCACUAGGAGGAACGGUUUCAGCUGCCCAGUCUGUGCAGAGUUUGUGUCGGUAGCUACGCCCGUAACGGAUUGGGCGGACAUUUUGAAGACGGACUUCCGGUUACAGGCAUUGAUAGAAAAAAUGCCGACGGAACAAUAUAACACCCGUAUUUUCGUCAACCAUUUGGAUAAGACCAUUACCCGCAAUGAAUUGCAUGAUAUAUUUUCUGAGUUCGGAAAAAUCAUCUCUCUAAAGAUUAAAUCCGACGAGGACGGUCCCUUGGGUUACGGUUCUGUACUGUUUCAAACCGAGGAAGCUGCCCUGGCGGCGGUUCAGAAGUUGAACGGUACAGAGCACUGCGGCAAGCGCGUGUUGGUUGAAAUGUUUGUUCCAAAGAAGGAGAGAAUUGAACAAGCGAAGAAGAAACCGUUUAAGAACGUCUACAUCAACAACUUCGGCGACGAUUUGUCGGAAGACGAGUUGACAAAAAUGUUCGAACGAUUUGGCAGAAUCACCAGCGCAACGAUUAUGGUCGACAGUUCGGGGAAAUCAAAAGGAUUUGGAUUCGUUCAAUUUGAGGACGCAGAAUCUGCUCAAAUGGCUGUCGACCGGCUCAAUGGUCUCCACCUGGGAGGGAGAUCCCUGUACGUGGGCCGAGCACAGGGCCGAUUGGAGCGACACAUGGAACUCAAGGACAGGUUCGCAAACUCGAAGAAGACGGCCACGAAACAGACCGUCAACCUGUACGUGAAAAACCUUUCCCCCAGAAUCGACGAGACGCGACUUCGAGACGAGUUCUCCCGAUUCGGGAACAUCACCAGUGCUACGGUAAUGCGCGAAGACAGUCGAUCAAAGGGCUUUGGGUUCGUUUGCUUCAGUUCGGCCGAGGAGGCCACUCGAGCCAUCACGGAGAUGAACGGACAAACUAUUGAUAACAAACCCUUGUACGUAGCCCUGGCCCAGAGGAAGGAGGACCGACGAGCUCACCUGGCUUCUCAGUACAUGCAACGCAUGACAACCAUGAGGCAACAGACGGCCCAGUUCAACCAGAUGUUCCAACCAAAUGGAGCAGGCUACUUUGUACCCACAAUGCCUCGGGCUCAGCGUGGAUUCUUUGCUCCAACUCAGAUGCCACAGGUGCGCCCAAGUCCAAGAUGGCAGACACAGGUCCGACCGAACCAGACAACCGCAGGUUUUCAAACGAUGCCCAUCUCACAAAUGAGACAGAAACAACCUGAUGCAGAUUAUGACGACGUGGCAAUACGAACACUCAAAAUUGGAUCCACUGGUAAACGUGAAUCAGCACCAGAUCUACAGGCCCAGGACCGGGAUUAUGACUUAUGUCCGAAAUUGGAUUUAGAUCUGGAUGACGACAUAUCAGUGAGAAAACUCAGAAUUGGCUCCACUGACAAGUCAAGAAGAAAUCGGAAUCGAAGCAAGGAUCGGCAUUCUGACGUCAAUUCAGAUGUGGAUUUGGAUAGAGAUCUGGGUUCGAAUGACAAUUUGAAUCUGGACUGGGCCUUGGAUAAGAAUGAUGGCUGCGAUCGGUAUCAGAAUUUGGUUUUGGAUCCGGAUUCGGAUUCAGAUUCGUAUUGAAAACGUGCCUGCAUUUUUGACCGAAUGUGGAUGUACCUGUAUAUUGUGAAGAUAAACAAUGUAUUUGGUAUAGUUUGGAAUCGUAUACUUCACGUUGGCUCUGUAAAGAAAAAUAUAUAUAUUAUCCAAAUACAAUACGCAUAGCCGUUAUACGUUUAUAACAAUGUGUAUUUUUUCUGAAUGUACUAACAAACCAGCUGGAAAUAAUUUGAUUAAUAAUUCUCUAAAAUGCUUACAGUCCCUUGCGUGAAAUACAAAUGUUCAAUGCAGAUUCUUGUUAGGCACAUGUGCAGAUGUUUUUUCGGGGGUGGGGAGUCUAGACUACGGCGAGCGAAGUUUAUAUGGCGAAUGAGUCAUUUCUCUUCGGAAAAUAUAUUGACCUCCAAAAUCCUCACCCUGUACAGGCGUCUGUACUUUUGUUUGCAAAUGUCGUAGAAAGGUUUUUGGUGCCUGUAUUUGCUCGCGUUAUGAAGGUGGCAGUGUUCCUACACACUGAGUUAGAACAAUAUAUCGCGGUAAAGAUCGGCUUUCCUCUGUAGACAAAACACCAGACAGCGAGUCACGACGCAUAUCACCGUUUUAUGUAGAACUAAUAUAUAUAUAUAUAUAGUGAAACCUCUCAAAACCGGACCCUCUGUAAACCGGAAUUCCUCCAAAAUCGGACAUUUUCCACGGUCCUUUUUAAAAAAAAAAUCAGUACAGAAAAUAACCUAUCUAAACCAGAUACCUCUUAAAGGGACGAUCCUGAGUUUGCUGCAAUUUUUAAGAUGUUAUUGACUAACACAGAGUUUUUAA